Mustela erminea (ermine) is the source of this 2864-nucleotide messenger RNA. It is a transcript of the gene ARL10, whose product is annotated as ADP ribosylation factor like GTPase 10. NCBI's taxonomy places the organism in Eukaryota, Metazoa, Chordata, Mammalia, Carnivora, Mustelidae. Gene Ontology annotation, molecular function: GTP binding; GTPase activity. The coding region runs from base 123 to 857 and encodes 244 amino acids. The transcript is spliced from 4 exons. The record is from RefSeq and is a predicted model, not a curated record.
CUUGUAGUGUGGGGCUGGGGUUGGGUGGGUGGGCGCGGCCGCCGCAGUCGCAGCGGGGCCAUCUUCGGCGGGCCGGCUGGUUCGGCCUGUGCAGCCCGCACCCGUGCCCCUCGCCCUGUCCGAUGGCUCCGCGGCCGCUGAGCCCCUUGGUGCUGGCGCUGGGCGGCGCCGCGGCCGUGCUGGGCUCCGUACUCUUCAUCCUCUGGAAGGCCUACUUCGGGCGCGGACGCGAGCGGCGCUGGGACCGGGGCGAGGCCUGGUGGGGCGCGGAGACUGCCCGCCUCCCUGAGUGGGACGAGUGGGACCCUGAAGACGAGGAGGACGAAGAGCCAGCGCUGGAGGAGUUGGAGCAACGUGAGGUGCUGGUGCUGGGGCUGGACGGCUCGGGGAAGAGCACGUUCCUACGCGUGCUGUCCGGAAAGCCACCGCUGGAAGGCCACAUCCCCACCUGGGGCUUCAACUCUGUGAGGCUGCCCACCAAGGACUUCGAGGUGGACCUGUUAGAGAUUGGCGGCAGCCAGAACCUACGCUUCUACUGGAAAGAGUUUGUGAAUGAAGUAGACGUGCUGGUGUUCAUGGUGGACUCAGCUGACCGGUUGCGGCUGCCCUGGGCCCGGCAGGAACUGCACAAGCUGCUGGACAAGGACCCUGACCUGCCUGUCGUCGUGGUGGCCAACAAGCAGGACCUGAGUGAGUCCAUGAGUAUGGUGGAGCUACAGCAGGAGCUGGGCCUGCGGGCUAUCGAUAGCCAGCGGGAGGUGUUCCUCUUGGCAGCCAGCAUCGCCCCUGCAGGACCCGGCUUUGAAAACCCUGGCACCGUGCAUAUCUGGAGACUGCUCUUGGAGCUUCUCUCCUAGGCCGGCUAUCACCAGCUUGCCACCCAACCCUGAAGACCCUAGUCCUGCCACUCCUCCUGUCUACUGCCAGUGUGGGCCUGAGGCAGGAGCCAUGUAGCAGGACUGCCCUUCUCUCCACCCACCCUCCAGAGCAGGGCCUGGGCAAGGCCAGGAACCGCACAGAAGCCUUCCAACGGUGAGGUGGCCAUGAGGCUGCUGAGGCAGAUAGUGGAAGAGCAUAGUGUCUGGCUCACUCCAGGCUGGAGUUGGAUCAGGCUUUCACCACUGAAGGCACCUCCUUCUCUGAUGCGUACAGUAAGGUGCUCAGUGGGCUUGGUUCUCCUCUCUGCAGGUCCCAGUGACUGAGAACCGGGACAGUGUCAGAAGUACUCCCAGUCUAAAACCGUUCCCUCCUGGUGACCUCAUGCCCAUCACGCAGGCAGGUUCUGGGCAGCACACAGUGAGCCUUGGCUCUAGGGCCCACAAUGUCCUGCAGCCCCAGCUCCACCGGGCUGGCUCGAGGCCUUGUGCUAUCUCUGCCUCUCAGGCCCUGUGACCAUCAAUUUUAGAGAGAUGGCUUCCUUGGUUUUUUCUCACUUGGAGAUAGAUUUUCCAGCCAUGAAGAUAAGAAGGGCUGGGAUGAACCUGGAGACAAGGAGUUCUCUGAAACCUUCCUGCUUCUGCAAGCUAAGGCCUGCCUGCCAGACUACAGCAUCAAGUGGUGUUCAGCCCUGAGCAGAGACACGGAGGGCUUUCCUCCCCCUCAUCUGGGGACAGAAACUGCUGCUCUGUGCCAGUGCCUGUGUUUACAGAAGUCUGGGGAAGGAGCCUGUGUCCCUGGGGAGAAGACCGUCACCUGAAGCUCGGUGUUGGCCUCAGAACUGCAUUCUAAUUAUUUAUUUAUUUAUACAAGGAACAGACCAAAGUCUCAGGUUCUGUUUCUAGGUGCUGUUAUCAAAGCCCCAGAUGACUGCCAUGGAAAAAUUUGUGUCUUUGAGGAAAACAGCUGGAAUUGUGAGACAUGUGAUAACCUGCACUUGUCAGUGGAAACAAAGCUCUAGCUUUCCCCCAACAUUUACAGCUAUAAUUGGCAUCCCCCUUUACGGUGACCCACAUGAACUUAAAACUCUGCCAUUUGGCCCAGUAUGUCAGAAGGACACAACCCCCUCCCGUGUAGCUGGUGGACUACCAGCUACAGAAAGGAUAUUUCAAUCAUGUAAAUCCAAGUAAACAAAAAUGGGAAUUAGCAGAUCAGCCAACAGGAUACCUGAGGCUUUGGGUACCUCAGUCUUUCUGGACCUGCUGAUUCCCCAGCCAAAAGUUGGACAGAAUUUCUAUUCUCUCCAGUGCACACUCACAGUUUAUUUAUAUGCUGACACUAGUGCAGGCCAAGGACGGAGACUUUUGUCUGCGCUGAGUAAUCAGUAGCCACAGAUGGGUUUUUUUUUUUAGCAGAGAUAGCCAACUCAGUUUGCUUUUUAAUUGAGAAUAGAGAUGAUGUGCCUUCAUUUCACUUGACAUUGACUCAGCGUGCCUCAGUUCCAUGCUGUGGCCUACACAAGAGGCAGCACAGGGAGGAAGGUGGGAUGGACGCUCUAGAAGUCCAGAAGUGUGACGAGUUACAGUGGCCUGCUGUGCUCUUGGGCUGUGGGUGUAUGACAGAAUCACUGUCCUUUGAAAUUCUAAUUAACUUUCUGCAGAAAAAAGAAGAGAUUUGUCUGCUUUUAUCUUAAAUAUUUAAGGAAUGACUUGACUUUUAGAGUACCCUUUGAACUUUUGCCGACAGCUUUUCAUUUUGACAUUUAAAGAAUGUGAAACUUUGUCUUUGUUCUAUAAACUUCACCUUGUUCUCCAGUGCUUGACAUUUACCUCUGGAACCAGCAUCGUUGUAGGGGACCCUUUUCUAAUUAAGAUCUCCCUUUGAUCUAAUGAGUAUCGUUAUGUAAUACACUUUUCAAAGUCUGCAGUGAGGGGAAUGAACUUGAAUAGUUAUAUCCACGAGUGACCUCUGAAGACCACUCCCAGAAC